Messenger RNA from Mesocricetus auratus (golden hamster), 2513 nucleotides. RefSeq names its product glutamate rich 6B (gene Erich6b). Bases 315 to 2090 code for a protein of 591 amino acids. Lineage: Eukaryota; Metazoa; Chordata; Mammalia; Rodentia; Cricetidae. The transcript has 14 exons. The record is from RefSeq and is a predicted model, not a curated record.
CAAACCCAGCAUGCUACAGUGUGAUGCCAAUUCCUGUAAAUACCUAUGUUGGGAUCAAAAGGCAAACUUGAAUGUAGGUCAGAGUAAGAAAAUAAAAGCUACUCUGAGUAUCUGCAUCUCAGUGCAGAGUGUUCGUGCUGUGUGUGACUGUGGAGCAGACCCAAGGCCGCUGGCUGCAAGCCCAAGGGGACCGUUAGAGCUGUCAUUGCUACGAAGUCUCCUGGCUUGAAUCCAGCUCUCCCCAGCAUUGAUGGUAAAGUAACAUCGUAACAUUACCUGCUACUGAAAGACUCCUCCGCUCGGGCUUCUUCAUCAUGUCUGAAAACAAUGUAUCACCGGGACCCUCAGGUCCUGGCCCCCCUGUGUCUUCCAAACACUCCCCACUUUCCUCCUCGGCUUCCUGGAACGGAGAGGAUAGUGAAGAACAAGAAGAGGAGAGUUCACUGGAGGAAUCUCUGUCUAGUGAGGAUUAUGAAUCUGAGGAGUUUGCGCAUGAUGAAUUGUUUCAAUGGGAUGAGGAGUCUACGGAGGGCAACAAAUCUCUGGAAGAGGAGUACCUGGAGGAGGAGGAUUAUCUGGAUGAGAAAACAUUUUUGCAGCAUGAAACAUAUCUGUUUAAAGAAGCAUUUAUGGAGGAGAACACGUAUCUAAAAGAAAGGAAGCUUCAGACGCCCCUGGAAGAGGAACUCAAGGAAGUUGGCACAGCAGCGGUCCAAUCCAGUCUUAAUGCAAGGAACCCAGUUCCCAGUCCUAUUCAAGUAUUCAAUAUCCUGACUACCACUCCCCCAAGCUCUGACCAUGACCUGAAGUUUGCCACGUCCUCUUACUACAGUUUGGUAGUCCCUGCCGCCCUAAGAGACCAGAGCAGUCAGACGGAAUGGCCCUACUUUGGGAGAAGGCCCUUAAUAUCAAAAACAAUUCUAGACCAAGACUCUUCCGCCGCGUUAACACUGAAGAAAUCUGAGUUGGAAGCCCCGGAGAGCUUCCCUCAAGGAUCCUUUUGGGACACUAUAAUGAAUGGGCCUUUUGACAAGCAGGAAGAGGAACCCUUUGAUUCUCUUCCAAGCUCCUAUCAGACUGUGUUCAGGGAGAUAAUCACCGAACUGGCCGCGCACCAUGAACUGCAAGAGGACAUGGAAAUGCCCCUGAAUAAGCUAAUGGAGAGCGAAAACAGGAAGAAGCUGGGACUCUUGUUGAAGAAAAAUUUUAACAAAUACAGAGAAACAAUUCUGUGGAUUAUGAAAAGACAUCACACAGACGAGGAAAUGCCCGAGACGACCACUACCGUUACAUACCUACUAUCAACUCUGAUACGGCCUGAGAAGCCAGACACAGAAAAGAUCCUAAGACAUAGCUCUACUCUCAGGAAGAAGUUAAAGCUAGAUACAGAAUGGACACAGGCAAAGAUGAAGGCACAUCGAGGUGACGGAAAAUUAAUUGCCUACCACAGUGGGAAGAAUUUCCACAUUCUUUUUCCUAAUGGCACGGGCCAGAUAUACUACCCGUCAGGGAACCUGGCUCUGCUCAUCGCCUGUAAUGGGCUCACCAAGGCCACAUACAUUGUUCUGGAAGACAGCACAGAAAAAAAGGUCCGAGGCCUUGUCACCAACUCUGGCCAUGCCACCUUCUACAAUGAGGAUGGAGGGAUCUGGUUGAGCCUGAGCAAACUCCUGGGCUACUACUUCCCCAAAGACAAGCAUCAGAAGGCCUGGAACUGGUGGAACCUGAGAUUCCAUGUGCACGCGCCCCCCAUCAUGAGCAUCACUUUGAAACUCAACAAGUACAUCCACGUACAAAUAAGGAGCCAGGACAAGGUCAUCUUCUGCUUCUUUGCCCCCAAACAGAAGAAGAUUUGCUUAAACAUGGGCACCAAGUUCAAGUUUGUAAACCUGAAACUGCUUCAAGCCAUGAAGAAGAAGACGGUCCUGGAGACAGGACCCGGCCCAACAUCGUGGAAGAUCCAGGCCCUUCUGGGUAAAAUAAGUAGGAGUCUGAACUUCCUGACCCUGCCAGACUUGGAACACUUCACAGAGGUCAUCCAGGCAGCGCUGAAUAGCCUCAGCAUGAGGAAAUCUCGAAUCUGGGUGUAGGACAGCCACCAAAUCGCCUGGGGCCUCCGCUGCAUGACCUCAGGGGCUGCAGGCCACCCACAGAGACCUGUUCAUGUCUUUGGAAGGUAGCUUGUAGUUCAGGACCUGUCCCAGCUCCUUUGUUGGGGGUCAAAGAGAGAAGGGUGUGGCUGGGCACAGGGAAGGCGUAGUGGUCGGCCCUGACCUAACAAGUUCUUGGAGACAUAUCAUCAUCUCAGUAGGUAACAUUGGCCACCACAUGCCCCCUUGCUACCAUCCCUGCAGUACAGAAAUUCUGCCGUGGCUGUCAGAACUUGCUUUCACUGAAGACAUAGAUCACCAAGCUCUGUCCAUUCUUGUCUGUGUGUCUUUGGGCAAGCAGAUUUAUUCCUUUAGUUUCUGUUUUCUGUAAAAUGGACCUAGAAAUAGUUCUGUGUGACAGAG